AUGAACAUCGCUCCAUUUGUUGGCGCAGUUUUUGGUUUCCCAUGCGGUGGACACUUGAGUGAUAAGUCAAUAUUGUGGCUUUCAAAACGGAACGGUGGUUUCUAUGAGCCAGAGAUGCGUCUUUGGCUUGCUCUUCCUCUUGCUGUGGUUACCCCUGUGGGUAUCCUCAUGUUUGGACUAGGACUUGCCUAUGUGAGACCCUCCCGGAAUUUCUCGAUCAUUCUUACUAACGGACUACAGGGUAUUCACUGGGCCCUGCUUGCUGUUGGGUUUGGUAUAUUCGGGUUCGCAUUUGCAGCUAUCAGUGGGAUUGCCCUCUCCUAUCUUAUGGAUUGCUACCAAGACAUCAUUGGUGAUGCAUUGGUUGGUGUGAUAUUCAUGCGAAAUAUUUUCUCGGUCAUUGUCUUGUUUGUUCUGACCCCAUGGGUGAACCGUAUGGGCAUGCGGGACUUGCAUAUACUGGUCGCCGUUAUCGCUUUUGUGAUUCUUCUAAUGCCUAUCCCCCUUCUUAAGUGGGGCAAGCGAGCGAGAAUCGCCACUGCAUCACGGUAUAGAAAGAUGGCGGCGAAUCAGCUCAGCCACCGAACAGUCUAG
Penicillium salamii is the source of this 594-nucleotide messenger RNA. Lineage: Eukaryota; Fungi; Ascomycota; Eurotiomycetes; Eurotiales; Aspergillaceae. The record is from the annotation of a GenBank genome assembly.